CCCUCGCAUCUCCUCCACUUAUGCAUGGCGAGGGUUGCACUGCCUCAUACCUGCCAUGGUUCCACAGGGUCACACGUCGAAUCAUCAUUAACCCCUUACACUGGCCACAGCAGGAGGGUGCCUUCCAGGGAACACAGCUCUCGACACAGGAACUGGAGGAGCAGUUAUCCGCUAUGCAGCGUGCCAUUGACCCUUAUGCUCCUGAUUUGGGUCUGGCAAACCAUAUUUUACAGGAUAUGGUUACUCGUGUACAGCGUCGACCUGCGGAACAGGCCCCUGCCAGACCUAGGGCACGGGCUCCUGGUGGGCGUAGGGGACGACCACCAGUCACACCGGUAGUGCCCGAAGAGGGCACUUACUACACCCAUGUGGGUAGCUCACACCUUGCAGGCACCUCACAUUCUGCAGGUCAUGAUGGAGCAGGUACUUUUGAGGCUGGUGGUUGGUCUCCAUUCAUUCAGCCUUCUACAUCUGAGGGGGUUCCAUGGCCCCAAAGGAGCAGAUUAGGGGAUGAUGAGGCACAGGACGAUGAGGGUCCGUCACAGGAUCACUUGUCAGAGUCAUAUGUAUAUCGUCCUGACAUGUCAUUCUUAGAGGAUCACACACCUCCCCCAUUCACCCAGGACCCGUCCUUUGGGAGCAGUACAUACAGAUUCGGGAGUCCACCUGUCACGUUCACUCCGAUGAUGUCCACCAGCGGCCAGGGUUUUACCACACCUUUACCCGCUUUUGCUGCAUUUGCGGGGGAUAGUAGCCCCUGGGCGUACGCACCUGUGCGUCCACCGAGAGCAGCAGCACAGCCGUCGGAGGUUGAGGAUGAGUCUGACGAUGAGGAGUCUGACGAUGAGGAGCCAUCCGAGCAUGAGCAGAGACAGCAGCCACCUAGAGCUGCGAAGGGGAAGGGUCGUAGAUGUUACACUGGAAGUCACUUCUUCGGGCAUACGAAGAAGUAGGCUUUUUGGCUUCCCCUCGUAUGUACUUUGUUUAUGUGUAUGCACUUUUAUUAUGCAUUUGAUAAUGCAUUAUGUUUAUCUUUAUGUACUUUUAUUCGGGUAGAACGGUUUAUGUACUUUUAUUAUGUUUAUGUUUUUUGUUCACUCAUAUU
Daucus carota subsp. sativus is the source of this 1105-nucleotide messenger RNA. RefSeq lists its product as uncharacterized. The record is from RefSeq and is a predicted model, not a curated record. NCBI's taxonomy places the organism in Eukaryota, Viridiplantae, Streptophyta, Magnoliopsida, Apiales, Apiaceae. Bases 21 to 953 code for a protein of 310 amino acids. The transcript has 2 exons.